Messenger RNA from Prosopis cineraria, 812 nucleotides. Its product is annotated as outer envelope pore protein 16-4, chloroplastic. Gene Ontology annotation, molecular function: transmembrane protein transporter activity. The transcript is spliced from 6 exons. The record is from RefSeq and is a predicted model, not a curated record. Bases 89 to 481 code for a protein of 130 amino acids. Gene Ontology annotation, biological process: protein insertion into mitochondrial inner membrane. Gene Ontology annotation, cellular component: TIM22 mitochondrial import inner membrane insertion complex. Lineage: Eukaryota; Viridiplantae; Streptophyta; Magnoliopsida; Fabales; Fabaceae.
UCAUUCAUUUCAAGUUGGGUCAGCGCCGCCCUGAUUACCGGCGAGGAGAGUAGAGAGAUGUCCGAGCGAUAGAAUCGGGGAAUACAAAAUGGAAGACGACGUAUACUGCGUCGUUCCGUGCUCUUCCCUCGCCGUUGAGUCAAUCAUCCGCGUCGGAACGGCUGGUGCUAUCUGGGGCCUAUGCAGUGGUCCAUACGACGCUCGUAAACAAGGUUUUACUGGCCUUCGCCAAGCUUCCUUUGUGGCUAACUCCGUCGGUAGAUACGGGUUUCAAUGUGGACUUGUGGCUGGAAUUUUUAGCAUUACUAGAUGUGGGAUUCAGAGAUACAGGAAUCGGGAUGAUUGGGUCAAUGGUUUGAUUGCGGGUGCUGUAGCAGGUGCAGCCGUUGCUGCUGGGACAAGAAACUGGACGCAGGUAAUUGGGAUGGCUUGUUUGGUUUCAGCUUUCAGUGCUGCCGCUGACUAUUCUAGAACUUCUUGAGAUAACAUUUGUUCGGAGCAUGGACUGAAGAAUAACAUAUUUGAGACUUCGGCCUUCCUAGCGUACGCCAACAACUGCAUUUGUUCUUUAGCAGUUUAUCUUUGUCACACCUAAAGAAAAACGCAUUAGAGCGGGCAUGUUUUGGUCCACCCUGUAAUUGUUCAUAACCGUUUUUCUACUUUAAGGCAGUGUAUGCUUUAUACGGUUCAAGCGAUACAAGUUGAUGCUUAUUUUACUUAAAAGCAGUCGAUCUGUUACUAUUAAUGUGGCAUUUGUAGAACUGCUAUCUUCUAUCUCAUAAAAAUGGUAUUGUGGAAAUCCCAUUCAAUCA